This is a messenger RNA of Staurois parvus, 882 nucleotides long. The record is from the annotation of a GenBank genome assembly. Lineage: Eukaryota; Metazoa; Chordata; Amphibia; Anura; Ranidae.
AGGCGCUGUGAACUUAUUAAAGAGAGUGAAGUAAAAGCCCUUUGUGCCAAGGCCCGGGAAAUUCUAGUGGAAGAGAGCAAUGUUCAGAGGGUGGACUCCCCUGUCACGGUGUGUGGUGACAUCCACGGACAGUUUUAUGACCUGAAAGAGCUAUUCAGGGUUGGGGGAGAUGUUCCAGAAACCAAUUAUCUGUUCAUGGGAGACUUUGUGGACCGUGGCUUUUAUAGUGUUGAAACAUUCCUCCUCCUCCUAGCACUGAAGGUCCGCUACCCAGACAGGAUCACACUGAUCCGUGGGAACCACGAAAGUCGACAGAUUACUCAAGUGUACGGUUUUUACGAUGAAUGUCUGCGCAAAUAUGGCUCAGUGACUGUAUGGCGGUACUGCACAGAAAUCUUCGACUAUCUCAGCCUGUCUGCCAUCAUUGAUGGAAAGAUUUUCUGUGUGCACGGUGGAUUAUCGCCCUCUAUACAGACUCUGGACCAGAUCCGAACCAUAGACCGCAAACAGGAAGUCCCACAUGACGGGCCCAUGUGUGACCUUCUCUGGUCUGAUCCAGAAGACACCACUGGAUGGGGGGUGAGCCCACGAGGAGCUGGUUACCUGUUUGGCAGUGACGUUGUAGCACAGUUCAAUGCAGCCAACAACAUAGACAUGAUCUGUCGGGCACAUCAGCUGGUUAUGGAAGGGUACAAGUGGCAUUUCAAUGAGACCGUUUUGACGGUGUGGUCGGCUCCAAACUACUGUUAUAGAUGUGGAAAUGUUGCUGCCAUACUUGAACUGGAUGAACACCUCCAGAAGGAGUUUAUCAUCUUUGAAGCUGCACCACAAGAGACCAGAGGCAUUCCCUCAAAGAAGCCUGUUGCUGACUACUUCCUGUGA